AUGGGCAUCGCCAGCCAAGCGCGAGCGGAGGCUCCCCGGUCCUUUGAGGGCCCCCGGGGGGGCUGUGAGCGCGGCCCCCGGUGCCGGUGCCGGUGCCGGCCGCCCCGCCGCGCCGCACGGAGCAUGCCUCUGAGCCCCGCCGGCAGCAAACAUGAGAGCCCGGAGUCGCCGCCACCAGAGCCGCCGCCGCCACCGGAGCGACAGCCCCGAGCCUCCGCCGGGGAGCCGGGCUCCGGCCUGCGGGAGGAGACGCGCCUGGACCCGAUCCGCGGCCCCGCCGGGCCCCGCUCCCCCAAGCUGGCGGCCCCGGCGCGCAUGGAGGAGCCCGCGCCCGGCGCCAUCGUCGUCCGCAUCGGCAUCCCCGACCUCCAGCAGACGAAGUGUCUGCGGUUGAAUCCGGACGUUCCCGUGUGGGCCUCCAAGCAGCGCAUUCUGUGCACCCUCAACCACAGCCUGAAGGAUGUGCUCAACUACGGGCUCUUCCAGCCAGCCUUCAAUGGCAGAGCAGGGAAGUUCCUGGACGAGGAGCGCCUGCUGCGGGAGUACCCCCUGAAUCCCGACACUCCCGUCCCCUACCUGGAGUUCCGGUACAAGCGGCGUGUGUACACCCAGGCUUUACUGGAUGACAAGCAGUUUGCCAAGCUCCAUACCAAGGCAAACCUGAAGAAGUUCAUGGAAUACGUGCAAAUGCUGAACGCGGAGAAAGUCUGCAGGCUGCUGGAGAAAGGACUGGAUCCCAACUUCCACGACCCGGAUACUGGAGAGUGUCCCCUGACGGCGGCGGCUCAGCUGGAGCUCAGCACUGAGAUGAUCAAAGCCCUGCGGAAUGGGGGAGCGCAUCUGGACUUCCGCACGCGGGAGGGAAUGACGGCGCUUCACAAAGCCGUGCGGAGCCGCAACCACGCGGCGCUGCUGACACUGCUGGAUCUGGGGGCCUCCCCAGACUACAAGGACAGCCGGGGGCUGACACCUCUGUACCACAGUGCCAUGGUGGGUGGGGAUCCCUACUGCUGUGAGCUGCUGCUGCACGACUACGCUCGGCUGGGCUGCGUGGAUGAGAACGGCUGGCAGGAGAUCCACCAGGCUUGUCGCUACGGCCACGUUCAGCACCUGGAGCAUCUUCUCUUCUACGGCGCCGACAUGACUGCGCAGAACGCCUCAGGAAACACGGCUCUUCACAUCUGUGCUCUCUACAACCAGGAGAGCUGUGCUCGGGUUCUCCUCUUCCGUGGUGCAAGCAAAGAGAUCCGCAACUACAACAGCCAGACAGCCUUCCAGGUGGCCAUAAUUGCAGGAAAUUUUGAGUUGGCUGAAAUCAUCAAAACCCACAAAGAGUCCGAUGUUGUGCCUUUCAGAGAAACUCCCAGCUACACGAAGCGGAGACGGAUCCUCGGCGCCGGCGGCCUCUCCUCCCCUCGAAUUCUGCAACGCUCUGCCAGCGACAACAACUUGAAGGCAGAGAGCCGGGCGUCUUACUCUCCGGUGCCCUCCCUGCGCAGCCUCCCCCCCCAGCUGCUGGCCCAGAUGCAGGAGGCUGCGGUGGGGGUCGGUGGUGGGGAUGGCAGCCUGGCCAGCUCCAGCAGCGCCCGCAGCGCCCACAGCCGCUCGCCGUCCCUGCAACGUGUGCAGGAGGAGAAGGAGGUCGACCUGCCCACGCUCCGGAGGAGCAGCCGCGGCAAGGCCAGCCCCGGCGGCCCGGCGGGUCCCCCCGGGCCCGGCCCCGGCCCCGAGCCCGCGCCGCACGCCGCGCCCGCCCCGCUGCGCGGCCCCAAACGGAAGCUGUACAGCGCCGUGCCCGGCCGUAAGUUCAUCGUGGUGAAGAGCUACGCGCCGCAGGGCGAGGGAGAGAUCCAGCUGAACCGGGGAGAAGCCGUCAAGGUGCUAAGCAUUGGCGAAGGUGGCUUUUGGGAAGGAACUGUGAAAGGAAGGACCGGCUGGUUCCCAGCAGAAUGUGUCGAGGAGGUGCAGAUGCGACAGUACGACCCGCGGCAAGAAACCAGAGAAGACAGAACAAAGCGUCUCUUCCGACAUUACACUGUGGGCUCUUACGACAAUUUCACCUCUCACAGCGACUACAUCAUCGAGGAGAAAACGGCCGUGCUGCAGAAGAGGGAGCAUGAGGGAUUCGGGUUUGUGUUGCGCGGGGCCAAAGCUGAAACCCCCAUCGAGGAGUUCACCCCGACGCCAGCCUUCCCCGCGCUGCAGUACCUGGAAUCCGUGGACGUGGAGGGCGUUGCGUGGAGAGCGGGGCUGCGAACGGGAGACUUCCUGAUUGAGGUGAACGGAGUCAACGUGGUGAAGGUGGGGCACAAGCAGGUGGUGUCGCUGAUCCGCCAGGGGGGGAACCACCUGGUGAUGAAGGUCGUCUCCGUCAGCCGCAAGCCUGAGUCAGAAGAGGUCGUUCGGAAGAAGGCUCCGCCGCCUCCCAAGAGGGCGCCCAGCACCACGCUGACGCUGCGGUCCAAAUCCAUGACGGCUGAGCUGGAGGAGCUGGAGAAACUGGACGAGAUCCUGGCGGCCGCCGAACCGGCGCUGAGGGCGGACAUCGUGGAGGCGGAUUCACGGGCGGCCACGGUGAAACAGCGCCCGACGAGUCGCCGCAUCACCCCGGCGGAGAUCAGUUCCCUCUUUGAGCGGCAGGGCAUGGCGGCCCACGCGGGGGUCCUGGCAGGAGCUGAGAAACCCCACGUGUCACUGCGCAAAGGGAUCCCGAGGACCAAAUCUGUAGGUAAGGCAUGCGGGGGUCCCGAGGGGUCCCACACCCACAGGGAGUUCAGCCCUCAUCAUUAA
This is a messenger RNA of Tympanuchus pallidicinctus (lesser prairie-chicken), 2790 nucleotides long. RefSeq names its product SH3 and multiple ankyrin repeat domains 3 (gene SHANK3). Bases 1 to 2790 code for a protein of 929 amino acids. Gene Ontology annotation, cellular component: dendritic spine; postsynaptic membrane; postsynaptic density. The transcript is spliced from 20 exons. Gene Ontology annotation, molecular function: synaptic receptor adaptor activity; ionotropic glutamate receptor binding. The record is from RefSeq and is a predicted model, not a curated record. NCBI's taxonomy places the organism in Eukaryota, Metazoa, Chordata, Aves, Galliformes, Phasianidae.